Dictyostelium purpureum is the source of this 267-nucleotide messenger RNA. RefSeq lists its product as uncharacterized. Gene Ontology annotation, biological process: sexual reproduction. The record is from RefSeq and is a predicted model, not a curated record. The transcript has a single exon. The coding region runs from base 1 to 267 and encodes 88 amino acids. NCBI's taxonomy places the organism in Eukaryota, Evosea, Eumycetozoa, Dictyosteliales, Dictyosteliaceae.
AUGAGCUACUUUUCUGAUCACGUCUCAAUUGACCCAGAUUUCUCUGUUUUAUUAGACUCUUCAUCCGCUUCAAAAGAUUCUCAAAACUCUAUUUGUUCAAAGAAAAGCAAUGGUUUAUCUGCUGCUAAAAUUGCCGGUAUCAUUAUUGGUUCUAUAGCUUUUGUAGCAAUUGUGAUUAUAUGCAUUGUAUAUCACAUACAAAAAACAAAAAAACAAAAAUUAUUUAUUUCAAAUAUGAAAUUAAAAAUGGGCGAUUUAAAUAAAUAA